Molecule: messenger RNA, 1312 nt
Organism: Ziziphus jujuba (common jujube)
Lineage: Eukaryota; Viridiplantae; Streptophyta; Magnoliopsida; Rosales; Rhamnaceae
Product: E3 ubiquitin-protein ligase SINA-like 10
Exons: 2
Coding region: 59-1213 (384 amino acids)
Molecular function (GO): zinc ion binding
Source: RefSeq, a predicted model, not a curated record
AUACUUUAAUUUUUAGUAGGUAUUUGGAUAGGAGGCGAGAAGGGGGAGAGAGAGAGAGAUGGCGAAAUUCUCGUUAGUGGGUGAUGAAGAAGAUGGGGAAGGACCCAGUGAUGCGCGACGCAAGAGGCAGAGGACCUCCUCUGCAUCUGCAUCUGCAUCUACCUCUACCUCCAAUGGAGUCGGAAUUACCUUUGAAGAGAACCAACCACCUCCUCAACCCUUGCCUUUAACUGUUGACCAACACGAACAAGAAGAGGAAGGGGAAAGCGAAGAAGAAGAAGAAGAUGGUGGGUAUGGUGAACAAGAGGCAGAAGAACGAGAUCCAGAAGAGGAAAUUGAAGAGAUUGAUCAAGUACCCUUUUCCACACUCAGAGUCGUUACGCGAAGCAGAUCUUCCUCUAACUCCAUUGGAUUAUCUUCAGCUGCUAACCAGGCAGGCUCCAUUUCCGUAAAAUUGACCGACCCAGAUGUCCUUGAUUGCUCUAUUUGCUACGAGCCUUUGGCAAUUCCCGUCUUCCAGUGUGAGAAUGGACAUGUGGCUUGCUCUUCUUGCUGCGGCAAGAUUGAACAUAAAUGCCCUUCCUGCUCAUGGCCUAUUGGCUAUAAUCGUUGCCGAGCUAUAGAAAAGGUUUUGGAAGCUGUUAGAAUAUCAUGCUCAAACACAAAAUAUGGUUGCAAAGAAUUAGUGAGGUACAGUGAUAAAAAAAGCCAUGAGAGUACAUGCAUACACUCGCCUUGUUCAUGCCCCCAUCCGGGUUGCAAUGUUGUCUCCUCAGCUGGGAACUUAUACCAGCACUUUCGCUGUAAACAUGUGGAUUGUGCUGUACGCUUCCAGUACAACCGCACUUUUAAUGUGGCAUUAGAUGCUAAUGAGAGAUUUCAGAUUCUUCAAGAACAGGAUGAGGGUGUCAUUUUCUUACUUAACAAUAGCGCUGAACUUCUUGGGAAUUUAUUGACGGUUAGUUGUAUAUGGCACUGCUCAUUCAGUGGGUUCUUCUAUGAUAUUGUUGCAAAAAGCCAGGGAAACUCUCUUCGAUUACAAUCUUUCACAGAAUGUACUAAGAGACGUUCAAAUAGCAUCCUGGUCACAACAGGGUUCCUUCUUGUACCUCAAAAUUUUCGCAAUUCUAGCAAUGAGCUGAAGUUGGAACUCUGCAUAUGGAGUAAAGAUUCAUUUCCAAGAAACUUCCAAAGAAGUAUCAAUGAUCUUUAACUUAUCUCAGUAAUAUCUAUGGUUAGAAUUAUACAGAAUGUGACAUAAAAUUUUUAUUAUCUAUUAUGUUUAUGAUCAGAGCAUAUAUAUUUGUAAGUA